AGAAGCGAAAUGGUAAAAAAAACGUUACUAAGUCUGUAAUAUUUACAUACAUGUACACUGAAAGGGACGGUACAUACAAUGGUUGAACGCUAGGGCAGAGUCUCUCCCUGAUUCAACUGGUAGAUGGCGUUAGCCUCUCUCGGGUCAAACGACAAAAAUGUUCUAGAAUAUAUAUAAAAGUGUGCACUACACAGUGACUACUUGUUGUUUAGGAAGAAAUAAAAAGUGCUUUGCGUCUUUCGGUCAUACAGUUCGACAGAUCUUGUUGAGCUUUCUGUCGCUUGUUAUACCACGGACAAAGUAGCCCAUGGCAAAGAGAGGAGAAGGCGACAUUACGGACAUACUGGAAGAAAUCCGCCAUGAAAAGCAGAUGAAAGAGAGGUUGGACCAGUCCAUCCAGCAUCUGUCCCAGGAGGUUACAGACCUGGAGAAAAAGGCCGAGACGCCUGUGACGGGGGAUGACAUCGAGUGGAAAACCCGCCACGACAUUCAGGCUGACGUCAACAAGAUGCUGAGCGGACGGAUAUCGGAGCUCCAGGAAAAGUUGGACGGUAUGAAACAGAGCAUGAAGAGCGGGCAGAUGCCGCAGGUGUUGCGCAGGUACGACGACAUGAAUGAAACCGCCAUGAAGAAACUCAUCCGCGAUAUGGAACGAGAGAUGACCAGUUUGACGUCAGAGCUCAAUCAUCUUGAGUUCAGAUUAGACCAGGAAUCUCAGAAAUACCACAAGGCCGAUGAAGAACGCAAGAACGUUCAGAUGGCGAUUGAACAACUCAAGCGAGACAUGGCCACGAUGAAAAGACAGAACACCCUGGUGGUGACGCUGGGUGCUGACUUGGACCGGCCCAUGGAUGGUUUACCGCGGAACAGACGGAUUCUCAACCCCAGACUGGGACCUGUCCGCAGCUCGGCUGUUGUCAACAGACUUCCCAGGUUACCCGCGAAACCCCAGAAGAAGGGGAAGUCAUCCCUGAAAAAUCCAGACGGGAAGAAGGUGAAAAGAAGAGAAAGAAAGUAAACCGUAUAGACGAGAUGGGAAAGGACAUGCGCAUGUUUUUGGAGAACAAUUCUGACAUCUGCAGAAUUAAGUACUGAAACAAUAUAAAGCAUUUCAUAUGUGGACGACAAUGUUUUUCUACUUUUUCCAACUCUUAGUAAUUUGAUGCCAGCCUGACCUUAUCUUAUAGAAAUGAAAUAUCUCUCUCUAAACAAAUUACAUGUAACGGUACAUAGUAGUACCACUUGUUUGGGUGGUUGGUACCAUCAAACACCUUUUUUCCUCUGUUGCACCAAUAGAUGCAUCUUUUUGUGUUUAGACGGAACCGUAGGUUACCAAACACCUGGCGCACAAUUCAGUUGUGCCCAGGUAAUGCUCUUACACUAAUCCUCCUCUGUCCGUGUCAAAAACUCUCCCUCACAAGCGCCGUCCGCCUGCACUGUUUAGAUGGCACGUCCUACUAGAAGCUACAUGUAGAUGACGGGAAACCGACACCUGGGACUGAAUACAUUAUCUCGUCACCAACAGGAAUUAAGAAGGACAACAGUAUCGUUUUCUGAUUACCCAACUUUUAUUGAAAGCACAAUCAGUAAUUUGGAGCUAGUGAUGCAGAGGUAGGCAAGACCGACCGUUGGAAAUUGGGGCAAACGUGCUGUUGUUGAGUCAGUUGCCAUGUUGUAUGGGGUGAACUCUUUGAAAGAAUAACACAGGAGCAAAACGCACGGCAAAAUGUUCAUCUACCAUAUGCAGGUCACGACUUUAGCUGAAAUACUUGGUCCUAACGGACCAAUGCGAUAGCUGAACGAGUAGCAGGUGUCACACAAUCUGCCGUCAAUUACGAAAAGUAGCACUACAUUAGCAAACGAUGUAAAACACGCACCCUUCACUAUAAAGACAAGCCUGUUCUCCUAGAAAGGUUUGCACGUCCGUGCAGACACAAUAUUCGUCGUCCCCAUGACGACUCAACAAUGUUUGCCUCAUGUAAUUAUGGGUGCGCUUGUCCAGGGCCACUUUGUUGUUCCAGUGCAUUUGUUCAGCGCAAGCAAAAAUUUCAAAACACCUGUCAAAUUGAUUACCACGAGAAUUGAGUUUGUUUGCUUGCUUCCCAAACAAGUUGUCAUUCCGUGGGACUGUUAUCGUUUGUUUUAUCUGACGGCUUCUGCACAUCGGAGACGCUUCUAACAGCUGUCUAAUCGCACAGUGUCUCGCUUCUUCAAUAUAUGACAUGUUGCUUCAUCCCGUACUGACCUACCCAUGACUACUAGUAAUUGUAUCAAGGAGAGUAUGCAUGAAUGCCUCGGUAGGAAAGAUUGAAAAUGUAAAAGGCAAACCAUACCCCCAGACAGCCCAUACACCUAUAAAAGGCCAAGUUCAUAACCGGCAAGAAAACAA
This is a messenger RNA of Branchiostoma belcheri (Belcher's lancelet), 2389 nucleotides long. RefSeq names its product coiled-coil domain-containing protein 169-like. Lineage: Eukaryota; Metazoa; Chordata; Leptocardii; Amphioxiformes; Branchiostomatidae. The transcript is spliced from 5 exons. Bases 308 to 1018 code for a protein of 236 amino acids. The record is from RefSeq and is a predicted model, not a curated record.